AUGACCCAAGAACGAAACAAGUUCAAUGCGGAAGUUGAUGACGAGAGCAUCUGGUCACCAUUACAAAUCGCCGCGUCACAGGGAGACCUCGACCUGGUCUCAGAGCUGCUGGAAAGAAAUACCGAUCCUAAUGAGCCCCCUACGGGGUACUAUGGGCAAACGGCCUUGCAAGCCGCUGCCGCUGCCGGUCAUAUUCAUAUUGUUGAUAGGCUUCUAUUAGCAGGUGCCGAAGUUGAUGCACCUGGAGGCAACAAUGGGGGACGAACGGCACUGGCAUUAGCUGCUGGAGCAGGUCAUCUUGAAGUCGUGGACAGGCUAAUUGCAGCGGGAGCGGAUAUCAAUCAUCCAGCACAUCGCUACAUGGGGAGAACAGCUUUGCAGGCUGCAGCGGAGGGAGGGCAUGUCACCAUUGUGAAUACUCCAUUAAUGCGGUAUAAAGGUCUGACCGCACUGCAAGCAGCUGCAUUGGGCGGCCAUAUGGAAGUGGUCGAGAGGCUUUUGGCGGCUGGUGCCGAUGUCAAUGCAGAGGGAUGUUAUUAUAAUGGAUGCACCGCCUUAUAUGCGGCUGCCGAGGGGGGACAUCCUGAGAUUGUGGCAAGACUACUGGAUGCCGGUGCUGAUAUUGACAUGACCUCGGGUAACAAACACUGGACACCAUUUCAGGUCGCCGUAUGGAGAGGACACCACGAGGUUGCCGCGGUCUUAAGGAGACAUCAAUCGGAAAAGGAGCAUUCGAAAGUAAUUCGAGGUCAAAGCUCAUUGGAAACGGCACCGCAAAUGAGAUUGUAUUGA
Rasamsonia emersonii CBS 393.64 is the source of this 792-nucleotide messenger RNA. Its product is annotated as Ankyrin repeat-containing protein. Gene Ontology annotation, molecular function: protein binding. The transcript is spliced from 2 exons. NCBI's taxonomy places the organism in Eukaryota, Fungi, Ascomycota, Eurotiomycetes, Eurotiales, Trichocomaceae. The coding region runs from base 1 to 792 and encodes 263 amino acids. The record is from RefSeq and is a predicted model, not a curated record.